Molecule: messenger RNA, 673 nt
Organism: Sinocyclocheilus rhinocerous
Lineage: Eukaryota; Metazoa; Chordata; Actinopteri; Cypriniformes; Cyprinidae
Product: ral GTPase-activating protein subunit alpha-2-like
Exons: 4
Biological process (GO): positive regulation of GTPase activity
Cellular component (GO): nucleus; cytoplasm
Molecular function (GO): GTPase activator activity
Source: RefSeq, a predicted model, not a curated record
GUGUUCCUGACGAACUCUGCCAACGUGUUCUUGUUGGAGCCGUGUCAGGAUGUGCCCAAGCUGCUGGAGAACCAGCUGGAGGUGUGCCGAGCUGUGCUCAGCGUCUACCGGCACAUUAUUAUGGAGCAAAACAUGAACCGCCCGACCUGGGAGCAAUUGUUGCAUGUGUUGCUGAGAAUCACAGAAGCAGUGAUGAAGAGACCACAGGAGGACCAAAAAAAAGACACGUUCGCCCACAGCCUGGCCAGCAUCCUCUUCAAAACGAUCUUCGUGGCGUGGGUGCGGGCCAACCUGACCGUGUUUAUCUCUCGUGAGCUGUGGGACGAGCUGCUGGCUGUGCUGUCCUCUCUCAGCCACUGGGAGGAGCUGGUGUUCGAGUGGGCCAGCAUCAUGGACUCUCUCACUGCAGUACUGGCCCGUCACGUCUACGGCCUGGACCUCCACAACCUACCGCUGGACAAGCUCUCAGAGCAGAAGGAAAAGAAGCAGCGGGGCAGGGGAGUGAUGCAGGACUCCCAGAAGGCUACAGAUGCACCGCGGUCGUUCUCCUUGAGCUGGAGGAGCUCUGGAGACCAGGUGGGCUCUCAGGAGCCCAUGAGGUUCCGCAGUGCCACCACAACUGGAGCUCCUGCUGUGGAGAAAGCUCGCAACAACGUCAGGCAGACAGCAUCAG